AUGGAAAAGACGAAUCAAUCAUCAAAGGUGGUAGAAUCACAAACUAAGGGGAAAGAAAAUGCAAAGAAUUUAUCUCCGAAAACUAAACGGAAGAAAGUUGGUAGAGGUCUUGGUAGGCGCUCUACAAGACUCCAAGGAACAGUUAUGGAUACUCACAAUGACACUGUUCAACGUGUGAUAGAAUCAGUGGUUGAAACCUUAACAGAAGAAAAUCAUCAGUUGGCUUUAAAGCUACAAAAUGCAUUUGGAAAACUUGAAGCAAACGUCUCAUUGGAACCUUCCAAGAACGGCCACUGCUUGACUGAGCUUAAGAGUAGCGGGAUGCUCAACUGGGGCAAUAGGAAGAAAGUUCUGUUCCUCAGAAAUGAUGAGACGGAGAAACUAGACGGUGAAGAAGAAGAUGUGAAGUUAGAUCGGUCACCUGAGGAGAUGAAGGGGAAUCGGAAAAGAAAGAGGGCGGCGCACGUGUUCAUUACUAGCUGUGAGAAGAAGAGGAAGAAGAAGAAGAAAGGGACAAACAACUUAAGUUCUAGAUGGUCGAAAGAGAGAUAUCUAAUAGCUGAAGUGAACAUGCUGAAGAUAAUGAAGGAGAAAGAAACGGUGUUUGGGAAGCCAAUAUUGAGGCCGGCGUUGAGAAUGGAGGCAAGGAAACUGAUCGGUGAUACCGGUCUGUUGGAUCAUUUGUUGAAACACAUGGCGGGGAAGGUGGCGCCAGGGGGACAGGAGAGGUUUCGAAGGAGGCAUAACGCCGACGGAGCCAUGGAGUACUGGUUGGAGAGGGCUGAUUUGGUUAAUAUUCGCAAAGAGGCUGGAGUUGAGGAUCCUUAUUGGAUUCCACGGCCUGGUUGGAGCCUUGGUGAUAACCAGAUUCAGGAUCCUGUUUGUGCCGCGGAUUUCAAGCUGCUCAAGGAAGCCAUGGCCAAAAUGGAAAGGAACAUGCAGGAGCUCUUGUUAAAGAAGCAAGAGGAUGAUGUGGCUGUUGUGAACACUCCAAGUUCUUGUAACACGAGUCAGAACUUUGAUCAUGACAACUUCUUGCUUCCAUUGAAGGAGAUGUAUACAGAUUUGGUGAAUAAGAAAGCUAAGAUUGAAGGACAAAUGAUGGAAGUUUCACUUUCUCUUCGUUCUAAACUUCUAAUGGAGAAGCUAAAAUCAUCAGUGGAGUAAACAAACAAAUCAAAAUCAACCACUAUAUCACCUGCGGCUACGACAAAAACAAUAAUAUUAGAAGACAAAGCCGCCAAAAUAGAAAGAUUGAAGAGCGGCUUCAGGAUUUGUAGGCCACAGGGGAGUUUUAUGUGGCCAGACAUGGCAAUGUCGGCUAAGGAUAUAGUCCCUCUUGAAGAUCUCACUAUGGUCCCAACACCUCCCUCAGUUUCCUCUUCCUCCACCUGA
Messenger RNA from Pistacia vera, 1395 nucleotides. RefSeq names its product protein DYAD-like. Gene Ontology annotation, biological process: meiotic cell cycle; meiotic sister chromatid cohesion; reciprocal meiotic recombination. The record is from RefSeq and is a predicted model, not a curated record. NCBI's taxonomy places the organism in Eukaryota, Viridiplantae, Streptophyta, Magnoliopsida, Sapindales, Anacardiaceae.